AUAGACACUAUAUUGUAUAUGCAUAGAACUGUGCAUAGCAUAUAAAAAGGCGAAACCCAGCACACGUAUAUAGGAGAGCAACAACACAAAGAAGAAGAGAGAGUAACUAGAAGGAGAAGAAACCAAAACCAAAAUUCAAGAUUAGAAGUAAUUGAACCAUGUUGGACCAAGCUGUCCUUGUCAGUAGCCGGGUGGCAUUCAUGUUUGUCCUGUUUCUUGCCUCAGUGAACUGGGCCUCUGCCAAUCCUGUCUGCACCGAAUGCGGGAACAGCACUGCAGAUUCUGCCUCUAAAACGGUGGUGGAUUAUAACGUUCAAAUGAGGGAGUCUGGAGAACAAUACAACGAGACGAUCGAGGUGGACACAGAGAAGCAAACAGAACUGUUUAAAGUUCCUGCCCAUGGAAACGUGGAUCACUUCAAUAUUUUGCACGAUUUUAAGAAGGUAUGCCUGGUAACUUCAAAAAAAAGCCCAAAUAGGAGUAAGAAUAUACGGAAAUGUUGAUCAUGAAUUACUCCUUACUUGGCGGCUGGUAACUCAAACCCUCUUCCCUGCAAGUUGGCAACCUCUUCAGUAAAUCGUGAAUCCACCUCGGUUAUAUUGUUUGAUCAUCAAAUUUUCUUUCUUAAAGUAAUGGAAGAGAACCACAAACUUCGCCCUUUCCAGCAAGCGACUACAAACCAAUUUUACUAAACUGUACUUUUUGCCCGCGAAAAUGACUUUAAAUUACCAAAAAACCGUAGUAUUGGUUGUCAAUAUCUUAAAUUUCAUAUAUAGUUUAGCGCCACUUCAUUAGAUAGUCGCUUUGUUGAAAUGGUUCUUAGCGGCUUUUAAUUAAAGGCCUGCUUUAUUGUUUAAAAAUUGGUGACCAGAAACCCAUUAGUGUUCACCCCCUUAUCAAUUACAGCUGUAUUCUGAUAUAGUGGUCUGAAAUCGUCAUGAUGUUAAUUUUUCAUCCCUGUCAGCGGAGUUCGAAUUAUACGGGCUUGAUGUUAGGCCAAGAGAAACAAAAAAAUUGUUCAGAAAUAGCAAGAAGUUCCAAAUAACCGAGUUCCAAAUAAUCGACAGCAAAAAAAAAAACAAACAAACAAACGAAAAAAGAAAAGAAACGAAACCAAGAGAUAAUUCAGAGGUGAUGGCUCUGAAUUCGAAAUA
Molecule: messenger RNA, 1154 nt
Organism: Orbicella faveolata
Lineage: Eukaryota; Metazoa; Cnidaria; Anthozoa; Scleractinia; Merulinidae
Source: RefSeq, a predicted model, not a curated record